GAGAUACUAAGGUUUGGAGAAAAUAAGAUACUGUUGCCGUGUGGUUUGGUUUGGUUUGGUUUCUCAUAAAUAAAAAUGAUAUUUAAACCCAACUGCUAUAAGAACCAAACUCUUCACCAGAAUUCAUUCCUCUCUCUCUCUCUCUCUCUCUCUCUCUCUCUCUCUCUAACUCUUUUGAGUUUUGGAGCCUGUAACUGCGUGUUCCAUGGCCGCCACGAAGCUCAUCCUUCUAUCACUCUUCUUAGCCCUAGUUUUUACUCAGGUUAGGGCUGACGUUUCCGUCGGUGGAGAAAACGAGGUUGAUGGAUCCGUCGCCUCUGAUUCGUCCACUCACAAGAUCGAGUUCGAUGAACUAAAGUCUAAGAUCCAAGCUCUCGAAUCCCAAGUUGAGGAGAAAACCAAGGAACUGAAAGGGAAGAAUGAUUUGAUAGCAGAGAAGGAAAAAAUCAUUCAAGAGAAGUCAGAUAGCAUUUCAUCCUUGCAUGAUGAGGUUGCCUCCCUUCAGAAAAAAGGGACUGUAGAUGCAGAAGAGCAGGUCGGAAAAGCUUAUGCACGUGCUGGUGAAUUGGAGAAGCAGGUGGAAAAACUGAGAAAGGAAGUGGAAACACAAAAAAAGGAGAAGGAGGCUUUGAAAGCUAAGGCAAUUGAAGUUGAAAAGAAGUUCAACGAAUUGAGUUCAACAAUACAGAAUCUCCAGAAAGUUAAUGAGGAACAAAAAUCAAAAAUUCGGAAGAUUGAACGUGCUCUUAAAGUGGCUGAGGAGGAAAUGGUGAAGGCCAAGUACGAGGCCACUGCAAAAAUUAAAGAAUUAACAGAGGUUCAUGGUGCAUGGCUUCCACCUUGGUUGGCUGUUCAUUUGAUUCAGUGUCAGUCAGUUGCGGAGACUCACUGGAAGCUGCAUGGAAAACCAACCCUGGAACUUGUGAUCCAGAAGGCUCUAGAGAAAAAAUCUCAAGCGGAAAAGUGGGCUGAACCGCAUUUGGAGAAAGUAAAAACUAAAGUUAUCCCUUCGAUAAAGGAACAGUGGUUGGUGAUAAGGUCAUCUGCUGAACCACAUCUGCAAUUGCUCAGUUCAAAAACUAUUGAAGUUUAUGAGAUUUCGAAAAGUACAUUAGCUCCACAUGUCUUGAAAGCACAAGAAUUUGUUGAUCCAUACUUUCAGGAAGCUAAAAAGCACAGCAAACCAUAUAUUGAUCAGGUUGCUUCUGUGGCAAAGCCUCACGUUGAAAAAGCACACGAGGUUUUGAAACCCUAUACGAAAAAAGCUGUUCUUGCUUAUGGCAAGUUUCUACAAUCUGCAACGACAUACCACCACCAGGUUCAAGCCACUGUCAAAGAGACACUGAAAAAACAUGAACUGACAAAAGCUCUUGCUACUAAGGAGCUGGAGUGGUUUGCGGCCUCAGCUUUAUUGGCGCUGCCUAUCAUCAUUCUGUUCAGAAUUUUCACAUCCAUUUUUGGCAAAAAGACAAAGAAACCAGUUAGAAAUGGUAAUGCCCACCAUUCACGUCGUAAAGCUAAAAGGGGACAUUCAGACAAGUAGGCAAGGGCUUGAUAUUUCACUAAUAUCACGGUAAAUUUGUGCUCUACUGAAGGGUUUUUUGUGGCUAUUGUAUCAGUCAAAAGUCUAUGCCAGCUUUCUCCCCUUUUUGUGAAAAAAGUUUUAGCUUACUUUAUCACACUACGCAAAUAGACAUAAUGGUGAGAGUUUAGAAGUUUUGUGUGCUAGUUUAUGUUAUUUUGCUAAAAUGUGUAAUUUUAUUUUUUAUUCUUACACAUACACAGAACUAAUAUCAUUUUCUCUAUUUAAGUUUCACAACAUCUGUGGUGGUUUUAUUUUAUGUUAGGAGGUGGGAAUUAGGAUUAACUGUGUAAUAUCUUCUUUACAGAACUAGGUAAUAAUAAUAAUAUCAAUACAUACUCUA
This is a messenger RNA of Cannabis sativa, 1925 nucleotides long. RefSeq lists its product as uncharacterized. The record is from RefSeq and is a predicted model, not a curated record. The transcript is spliced from 15 exons. Lineage: Eukaryota; Viridiplantae; Streptophyta; Magnoliopsida; Rosales; Cannabaceae. The coding region runs from base 206 to 1543 and encodes 445 amino acids.